Oncorhynchus gorbuscha (pink salmon) is the source of this 1665-nucleotide messenger RNA. RefSeq names its product gap junction alpha-3 protein-like. Lineage: Eukaryota; Metazoa; Chordata; Actinopteri; Salmoniformes; Salmonidae. Gene Ontology annotation, biological process: cell communication. The record is from RefSeq and is a predicted model, not a curated record. Gene Ontology annotation, cellular component: connexin complex. The transcript has 3 exons. Bases 307 to 1392 code for a protein of 361 amino acids.
ACUGAAGAGGGAAGAAAGGAGUGUGUUGGUGUGGAACGGUCUUGUUGUGGCCAGUGGUGGGCUGGUCUGGUGUUUCCUGUCCAUUCAAGGGCAUUCCAUCUGCUGAGACCUGGACAGGAGAGAGACAGCGGAGAGGAGCAACCAGCCACAUAGGUCUCACUGGGUUGGAGAGAGAGAGAGGGACAGGGAAGGAGGGAGAGACGCAGAAGGAAGGAGGCUACGAGGGGAGCCACAUGGUCUCAGUCCCACAGGGAGCUACUCUUCUGGGGACAUUAGACUGACGAGCCACAGUAGUCUGCUACUACCAUGGGGGACUGGAACCUGCUGGGGAAGCUGCUGGAGAAAGCCCAGGAACACAGCACCGUAGUGGGAAAGGUCUGGCUCACGGUCCUCUUCAUCUUUAGGAUCCUGAUCCUGAGCGCCGCAGCAGAGAAGGUGUGGGGGGACGAGCAGUCAGGGUUCACCUGCGACACCAAGCAACCUGGAUGUGAGAACGUCUGUUAUGACAUCACCUUCCCCAUCUCUCACGUCCGCUUCUGGGUCCUACAGAUCAUAUUCGUCUCCACGCCCACCCUCAUUUACCUGGGUCAUAUAUUACACCUGGUGAGGAUGGAGGAGAAACAGAAGCAGAGAGAGAAGGACGCAGAUCGGGCCGGGGACAAACUGGAGACCAGAGCCUGUAAAGCCCCGGUGAGGGACGACAGUGGUAGGGUUCGACUGAAGGGGGAACUACUGAGGACCUACGUGUUCAACGUCAUCUUCAAGACGCUGUUCGAGGUGGGCUUCAUCGUCAUGCAGUACCUGCUCUAUGGCUUCCAGCUGCAGCCCAUGUACACCUGUGACCGCCCGCCCUGCCCCAACACAGUCAACUGCUACAUCUCCCGACCCACAGAGAAAACCAUCUUCAUCAUCUUCAUGCUAGUAGUGGCAGGUUUGUCUCUGUUCCUCAACCUGAUAGAGAUGUACCACCUGGGAUCCACUAAGUGUCGCCAGGGGAUCAAGUACCACCGGGAGGAUCUGAGCUCAGACUCUGUCUCCAAGGAGCCCAGCGAGGUGGACGAGGCUGUACCCUACGCUCCCAGCUACGACCACUACCACGGAGGCCAGCCAGCCUACCCCCAACUCCAACCAGACCAGCAGGUCCAGCUAGCAUACCCUCCUGUCCCCAGCUAUAACAUGUCCCCGCUAUCUGAGGAGACUGACUCCACCUACCAGCCCUACCACAACAAGGCAGCCUACAAGCAGAACAAGGACAACCUGGCGGUGGAGAGGAGUGGCAGCAGGCAGCCGGAAGAGGAGGGGGACUUGAAAGGGAAGAAGGGUGGAGGAGAAACAUGGGGGGUCGGAGCCAGGUUCCCCAUCUCUAGCCCGGGCUGGACGCACCACUGCUAAACACGGCAACAACAAGACCAGAAUAGACGAUCUGAAGAUCUGAGAGGGGGGUUAGGUUGCUAUGACGAUGUCUUAGGUUCCUUCCGAGGGUCUUAUGUUGCUUGAAAGGCAUUCUUAGGGUUCUGCCCCAAAUGGCACCCAAUUCGCUAUAGUGCACUACUUAAGACCGAGGCCUGUGACAGUCCAGAGCUCCGGUCCAAAGUAGAUCACUAUAUAGGGAAUAGGGUGCCAUUUGGGACACAGGUGUGUCCAACAGAGCUGACGCCAUCCUGC